AUGUUAGAAAAAAAUAAUAAAUCUUAUUAUAUUCAUUAUUAUAAUCACAGAGAAGAUCCAAAUAUUCCUUUCCCAAAUAUUGUUUAUCCGAACCCACCACCACCGCCAUUAAUUAAUAAAUAUUGUAAUUGCGGUAUUAUGAGUAUCAGGAAACAAGUGAAAUCAGGAAAGAAUCGGGGGAAAUUAUUUUAUAGUUGUAGUAAAUUUGGAACUUCUAUGCACGAUGAAAGAUGUGAAUUUUUUUGUUGGGAAGAACCAAGGAUGGUUAAUACACCUCUUAAAUUUUCAAGGCAUAAAAAAUCUUUGAAUGAUUUCUUUUGCAGAAAAUAUGAAGAAAACACAACACCUACUAAGCCAUCUCAUGCAUCACCAGUAAAAACGAUUUCUCAAUUAUAUAAUUCUAGCAAGUAUACUAGAAGUAACAAACCCAAAUAUACUUGUGAAUUAAACACCACGUCAACAAUGAUUUUGGAUAAAAAAAAAUUUGAUCGGAUGUCACACGAGGAUAGGAUAAUCAAGGGAUUACAAGAUCCUGUAGAUAAUAAUCAAGAUAUUCAGAGUUACCUCAAAAGAUUGGAAAAGAAGCUUGAUGAUACUAAAAGAGAAUUGAACAGGACAAAAGUAGAGUGCAAUAACCUAGAGACCUCGAAUGUAGGGUUAAAGAGAAAGUUACAAGAUGAAAAGGAGAGAAACGAAUCUUUGGUUAAAUCAAACAAAAGAAUAAGAAAAGAUUUAAAUGAUAAAAACAAAAAAAUCUUGAGAAUGAUGCAACAGGAUGCAUAUAAAUGA
This is a messenger RNA of Funneliformis geosporum, 789 nucleotides long. NCBI's taxonomy places the organism in Eukaryota, Fungi, Glomeromycota, Glomeromycetes, Glomerales, Glomeraceae. The record is from the annotation of a GenBank genome assembly.